Molecule: messenger RNA, 4075 nt
Organism: Salvia miltiorrhiza (redroot sage)
Lineage: Eukaryota; Viridiplantae; Streptophyta; Magnoliopsida; Lamiales; Lamiaceae
Product: BTB/POZ domain-containing protein At5g48800-like
Exons: 5
Coding region: 290-2143 (617 amino acids)
Source: RefSeq, a predicted model, not a curated record
GAGAACGAUUGUGUAGGUGUGUUCCUUUAUUCACGCUUCUUUAUUAAUUUGCACAAAUGUUGCAGUAAUGCUUUUCAAAAAAUUGAGAAUUGGAGAGUAGUAUAGUAUAUAAACUUUGUUGUUUUGUUGAGGAGAUGACCCACAAGAGAGGCCCAGUGUUUUGGACAAUCUGUAAUCCAUGGUUUGAACACAAAGUGUGUGACAAAAUGGCUAAACCACUCUGCCAACAGCAACAUCUCUCACUCUCUCUUUCUCUCUCAACAACUUCCGCUUCUGGGAUUCCUUCUCCAUGGACAAGCGUCUCCAGCCGCCGCCGUCGCCCAACUGCAAGAGGCGCCAACGGCGUUGCGAAUGGGUGUUUCGAGAUGUUCCAAGUGAUUUAACUAUUGAAGUAGAUGCUGCUACAUUCUCAUUGCAUAAGUUCCCUCUCAUUUCAAGAUGUGGAAGAAUCAGGAAGCUGGUAGCGUUGCUCCGUGGCGACUCCGAGGGCUGCACAAUCGAGCUCGGCGGCCUACCGGGCGGCGCAGAGUCGUUCGAGCUAGCCGCGCAGUUCUGCUACGGCGUCAACUUCGAGAUCACGGCGGCAAACGCGGCGCAUCUCUACUGCGCCGCUCACUACCUAGAGAUGACAGAGGAGUACUCAAAGAGCAACCUGGCGGCCCGCGCCGAGGAGUAUCUGGACAGCGUGGUGUGCAAGAGCCUGGAGAUGUGCGUGGAAGUCCUCCGCCACUGCGAGGAUCUCCUCCCACUGGCGGACGACCUCCGAAUCGUGCCCCGCUGCAUCGACGCCAUCGCCUCCAAGGCAUGCGUCGAGCAGAUCGCCUCGAGCUUCUCGCGGCUCGAGUACAGCAGCUCGGGCCGGCUCCACAUGAGCAGGCAGAGCAAGGGAGGAGGAGGAGGAGGAGACUGGUGGGCCGAGGAUCUCUCGGUGCUCCGCAUCGACUUGUACCAGCGCGUGAUCGCCGCCAUGAAGUGCCGGGGCGUGAGGCCCGAGAGCAUCGGGGCGGCCCUCGCGAGCUACGCGGAGAAAGAGCUCCUGAGGAAGCCGUCCGACCACGACCACGAGCCCAGGCUCGUGGUGGAGGCCAUCGUGGGGCUCCUCCCCGCGGAGAGGUUCGCGGUGCCUCUCAGCUUCCUCUUCGGGAUGCUGAAGAGCGCGGUGGCGCUGGGCUGCGCGGCCCCUUGCAGGGUGGACCUCGAGAGAAGGAUUGGAUCGCAGCUGGAUGGCGCGGCCCUCGACGACGUCCUGAUCCCGUCGUGCGGGAACGAGGGGGAUACAUUGUUUGACGUUGAUACAUUCCACCGGAUAUUGAUAAAUUUCUCGCAGCAGGAUUGUGAUAGUGAGGAAGAGGAGGAUGAUGAUUUGGAUGAAGGGAUGUCGCUGUUUGAAUGCGAUAGCCCUGCGGCGGGAGCUUCGCCUUCGCAAUCAGCGUUGUUUAAAGUGUCGAAAUUGGUGGACAGUUACCUAACUGAGAUCGCUUCCGAUGCGAAUCUGAAGCUGAGCAAGUUCGUGGCGGUGGCGGAGAGCCUCCCGGCGCAUGCUCGAACACUACACGACGGGCUGUAUCGAGCGAUCGAUGUUUACCUCAAACCGGGCGUUUAUUUCCAGGCUCAUCAAGGCUUAACAGAUCAAGAGAGAAGGAAGGUCUGCAAACUGAUCGAUUUCCAGAAAGUGUCGCAAGAAGCCGGGUCGCACGCCGCCCAGAAUGAGCGGCUCCCUCUCCAAUCCGUGGUCCAAGUCCUUUACUACGAGCAGCUCCGCCUCCGCAGCGCCCUGAUGUGCUCCUUUCCCGACGAGGACGCCGUCAAGCCCGCACACCACCAGUCGUGGCGGAUGAGCAGCGGCGCCGUCAGCGCCGCCAUGUCCCCUCGCGACAACUACGCGUCCCUGCGGCGCGAGAACCGCGAGCUGAAGCUGGAGCUGGCUCGCCUCAGGAUGAGGCUCAACGAUUUGGAGAAGGAGCAUGUGUGCAUGAAGAGGAACAUGAACAAGUCCGGCUCCAGGAAAUUCAUGAUUUAUUUCUCCAAGACCAUCGGAGCGCGUGGAUGGUGUAGUAAGGGACGAGGAAGAACACGCAGCCGGGUGGCAGGAUCGCUUGAGGGUGGACCGCGAUCCAUGGGAACUCGAACACGUCAGGCCUAGCAAUGCAGUGCCUGGGGUACUUCCUCAUGAGCUCACCGGCGCUGACAGGCUGCCAGAAUAGCUCGACCCGGCGGCCCGGAUGGACCAGGGUUAGGACAUCAGCUCGGCUUGCUACAAUUCCCAUUUCUUGGUUUUGGGCAAUGUGUGCAGAAAGGGGAAGGGGAACAUGAUAAAAUCCUAGUGUUUCCUUUUAUAGGAGUUGGUUUCUUGAUCCAAAUAGUGACAGUUUUUAUAGUUUGAUUUCUCCUAGGAAAAAAUGUCUUGUUAGGAGCAUUGUUUUUACCAUUCUACGUGACUCAAAUCCACCCUUUUGGAACAAGCAAAAAUGUAAGAAGAUGUAAGACAAAGUGUUGAAGAAAACAAGAACUGAGUUUCUUCAAGAAUCAACUUUGACAUAACACAAACAUCAUAUCCCCUCAAUCACCACAAACAUCAAACACCCCUUUCUCUCUCUCUCUCUCUCAAGAUCACAGAGGUUACAGAAUAACCUCAAGAAACUUAUUAGAGACUACGAUCUAACAAGAAGCCUAGGCCUCCGAUUUGGUGUAGAAACGGAGGCCAACCGCCAAGCCCAAGAUGAUCAAAGGGACCAAGAAUUGGAGGAGCUUGACAAUGAACUCUGAUGUCUUGUCCUGGUUGUAAUGGGGCUGCUUUGGAGGGGUGUAGGACUUCUUGGAGGGGAUGGUGGACGCGUCAAUCUCACCAACGAGGAACUCAUCCAUCAUUGCCUUGGCACUGGAGCUGUGCCCGACAUCCUCAAAAUCAUCGGUUGCAUCCUUCCCUGCAGCCACGGACAACCAUACAUUGUUAGAGAGGAUAACAUCCUCAAAAUCAUAAGUUGCAUCCUCAAAAUAAUCUGUCAUUGGCAAGUACCUGUCGAAGAUAUUAUAACUUCGUCCCCACCAGGAUGAUCUUCUAAGAAUUUGGUCACGUCGUAGACCUGAUCAAAUUUGGAGGAGGGAUUGGAGAGUUUAGACUACACAAUGUAUAAUAAGAUGCAAGUAUAUUGAGGGGCCAUAAGAUACAUAAUUGAAUAUAUUUACAUUAUUAGGAUUUCUCCAAUCUCACAAUUUCAAUGAGAUAAGAAUUAAACAAAAUUAGCUCAAAUGGUAAAAAUCAUCAAAUGGCUUGAAAUAUCUUAAAAUUUCAAUCCAUCUUAGCAAACAAUGAACUAGACUAAUCCUAUUUGUUGUAUGAUGAUUUUUGGUUCAACUCUUUUUCUAGUUGCUAAAUUUGAUUCAUCAUAUCUCACUAGGCUUUUAAAUAUGAAGCAAAACAAGGGUUCUCUGAUCUUGUCCAAAAUGAUGGUAAAGAAUGAGAAUUUCUAAUGGGAGAUUCUUAAUUUUAAUUAGAUCCACCAAUUUGGUAAAAAGGAAAUUAAUUUUAUUUGUGACCAGCUACAAACUGGGAAACUCUUUUAGUCGAUUAAGAAAUAUAAAACCCUGCAUCUGCCUCACUCAAUUGUCCAAAAAAUGGACCUUUAAACAUGAGAUUUACUUCCACACACAGCACUAGAAGCUGAGAUUGUACUAAAAGAAUCUCAAAUUCAAAGAACUUAACAAGAAUCCCAUGAACGAAUCUCUCUCUCUCAUGAAGCACAAAAACAAGCUAGGACUUGAAGCACUCUAAAGCACACACUAAGGCCAACACUCAAAAAGCUAGACAAGAAAAAACAAAUCCCAAAGCCAACCAAACUCAGAAACCCAAUUCAAGAAUCGAUCAAAGAUUGAAUCUUUGACACACCCACACAUCAAAUACACAAAAUCAAGUCGACCCACUUCACCAUACCAAAAAGGGCACCAAAAAUUGUACCUUUCCACCAAUGACAAGCCAGCAAUCCUUGCUGUUGUUGUGCUCAGAAACCUCAGCAAGAGUGAAAACCUUAGCCAUCGAAAGACAGGGCUCAAAUCAAUCAAGAUUCAAAACGAAACC